GUGAUGUGAACAUCCCUACUAUUUUUGAGAUCACACCAAUACUAAGGGAAACAAAUGACAAUGUGAACAGAGGUGAAGUAAUAAAGCCGAACGAUCGAGUCGUCCCUUUUCGAUUACGACCAGCAAGCAGACAACAUCUUCUUUCAUUUAACUCCGACCGAUACCUGUCUUUCGCGUGGUUAUCAGUGGCGACGGGGAUAUUGGAAGUUUUUGCUUACUGUCCGGGAGUUUGGUAAAAUCGGGUAAUUAAAACACGCAGUGAAAACGGCGAACUACAACCGGUAAAACCAUUUUUCGAGACAGAGCGAAAACACGUGUUUUCUUUUGUUUGAGUGACGGGCUCAAAAGUGAACAUUUUGUUUUUGGUGCGGCACAUUUUUUUUUCCUUCUGCUCGUCUGCUUAGUGGUGGCCUUGGCAGUAAAAUUCUAUCUCUAUUUGGAGUGGAUGUGCGGUGGGCCGGCAGAAAUCCGGAAAAAGGUGUGCAGCACGUAAUAAUCGUUUAACAUAGCGGAAAACGUCCGGCGGAAGGCUGUUCCGGUAGAACUUUCUACGGUUCCGGCUGGGGUUCUCGCGUUGAAAGGUGGUGUGUGGUGCGGAGGAACAAAAGGACGACGCCAUUUUGUUGGAGCUGGUCCGACAUUGGUAAAGCAGGCGGUGCGCGUAAGUCUCGAGGCAAAUAAUAUUUCUUUUGUUCGUAUCACAAAAGAAGUCGACUAAACUUUGUUCGACAGAAAGUGUGCUUUGUUUCUUUUGCUCUUGGGUGGAAUUCUACUGUGCGCAAGGCUGUGCGCUUGCAUUUAUUUUUCACGUUUGAUUUAAUUUCGAUCAAUUAAGAGUGUGAUUCUUAUAUUUAAUAGAUUAGUGGUUGCGUUUAAACGGUUCUUGGUCCGAGUCGUGCUAGCUUUGCGUGAUUUUGGCCGGCAUCUGGGCGAGCAACAGGACAACGAGCUCGAUUGGUCAUCUGUGAGGACGCGCUGUGUAGUCUGGUGCGGUGGUACGACGCCAUUUUGUACGAUCGAGACAGUGAUUACCAGCGGAAGCUCGAGGACGUCGCUGUUGGAGGUGCUUGGAAGUCAUUGUUUGGCGUGACCUUGAGUUAAGUAGGCCAAAUAAGCUGGCAACGGCCGGAACAGGAGAAACGGGCAAAAUGAGCAUGGCAUCGAGUAUCGAGCAGUACCGCAAAGGCGCAGUCUUUGGAGAUUGGGCCGAUAGGCUAGAAUACACGUUUAAGGCCAACAAAGUGGAGGGUGAACUUAAAAAAUCACAUUUUAUGAACCUUUGUGGUCCGUUUAUCUAUUCUCAACUUAAACUUCUCUUCAAGAAGGAUGAAUUAGACAAAGCUGAUUAUGCUACCAUUGUGGCAAAACUCAAGCUUAAACUUGAUUUAGUUGAGCCUGACCUUGUACAACGGUUUCGGUUCAGUCAAAGAACGCAACAACCGGACGAAACCGCUGAGGAGUUUGUGCAAGCGGUCAAACUUCAAGCUGAGUUUUGUGGGUUUGAAAAUUUCAAAGAAGUUGCAAUCAUUGAUAGAGUUUUGGUUGGACUUAGUGAUGCUGUGUUGAAGGAAAAUCUUCUGAAGGAGGAAAAGUUGGAUUUGGCAAAAUUGGACAAGUUUAUCACUACAUGGAACAUUGCUAAACGCAAUGUACAUUCGCUUUUCAAUCAAAAUUCGUGCGCUAAUUACAACUACCCUCCUCCGGAGAUGAUUAACCAAGUGAGAAGACCAGUUCACGAGCGUUUGGGCCAUCCCUACAAUCAAAGACAACACACACGCACACAAAACAAUGUCAAUAGACAGGGUAACGGUUUCAAUAGAUCGGGAAAUGGCUACAACAGAUCUGGUUACAACAACAACAACAACAAUCACAAUCGCACACAAAAUUCGCAAAACACUCAACGUACAGUUCGAUUCCAAGGUGAUAACCGUAACAACACACAAAGAAACACAAACUACAGUAACAAUAACAGACUAAAUGGUCGUAACAACUACAACAAUUGGCCUAAGAGGGAUUAUUCAGAGAUGGUAUGUGAUUACUGCGGGGAGUUAGGUCAUAUAAAAAGAAAGUGUUUCACAUUGAGAAACCUGCGGCGAGAUGCGGUGAAUUUCAUCGAGGCCGCGAAGCCAGGGACCAGUGCUGAAAAGGAGUUGUCAGAUCUGAUGGGGCGCAUGAGGACAACGGAUGUUCCUAGGGCGGAGACAUCGGAUGAUGAAAGCUACUCCGAGUGGAAUCCAGAUACAAAUUGGAAACGCGGUGCUAAUCGCGCAGCGCGGACAGCUUAAACCGCGACGUGAACGCCGGCACGAGCAUCCAAAUUUGAUGAUGCCGCUCGCGAAGCCGGUGACGAACGAAGCUGAAGACAACCUGGAGUUCGAGAUGGGAGAAGAUUUUGAGAUAUUGCGGGGCACCGGAUGCGGUGAAGGCCCGUUCCGAGGUUUUCCGGAACCGGUUCAACCAAGAGCGAGGAGACGGAAGCGGGAUGCCGCCGAGGCAGAAUUGCCAGAGAUUUGUCUUCGGCGUUCUAAACGCAUAA
Messenger RNA from Culex pipiens pallens (northern house mosquito), 2536 nucleotides. RefSeq names its product putative mediator of RNA polymerase II transcription subunit 29. Gene Ontology annotation, molecular function: zinc ion binding; nucleic acid binding. The record is from RefSeq and is a predicted model, not a curated record. Bases 1149 to 2285 code for a protein of 378 amino acids. The transcript has 3 exons. Lineage: Eukaryota; Metazoa; Arthropoda; Insecta; Diptera; Culicidae.